Mauremys reevesii (Reeves's turtle) is the source of this 2555-nucleotide messenger RNA. It is a transcript of the gene RAP1GAP, whose product is annotated as RAP1 GTPase activating protein. The transcript has 25 exons. Gene Ontology annotation, cellular component: cytoplasm; membrane. Gene Ontology annotation, biological process: regulation of small GTPase mediated signal transduction; activation of GTPase activity. Lineage: Eukaryota; Metazoa; Chordata; Testudines; Geoemydidae. Gene Ontology annotation, molecular function: GTPase activator activity. The record is from RefSeq and is a predicted model, not a curated record. The coding region runs from base 74 to 2437 and encodes 787 amino acids.
GCAGCCGGCGAUCGGGACAGGCUGUCACUGGCGUCCCCGGCUCCAACAGCUGGGCCUGCCCGCGCCUGCCAGCAUGAGCUCCAGGAAGCGGAGCUUCACCUUCGGGGCCUAUGGAGGGGUGGACAAGUCAUUCAUCUAUCACAGAAGCCUCCGGAAGAACGAUGUGCCAAGCCAGCAUGUCUCACACACCGUAGAGCUGCCCUGGGUGGGCUCUGCUCCACCCCACCCCAAGACGUCAGAGUUGUUUGAGAUGAUCGAAAAGAUGCAGGGAAGCAGAAUGGAUGAACAGCGAUGCUCCUUCCCACCCCCUCUCAAGACCGAAGAGGAUUAUAUCCCGUAUCCCAGCGUCCAUGAGGUGCUGGGGCGCGAGGGGCCGUUCCCCCUCAUCCUGCUUCCACAGUUCGGGGGCUACUGGAUCGAAGGCACCAACCAUGAGCUGACCGGCACCCCUGAAACCGAGUCGCUCCCGUCUCCAACCUCCAAGGGGAAACUGGAAUGUAACCACAUGGCCAGGAUCUACAGGAAGCAUUUCCUGGGCAAGGAGCACUUUAAUUACUACUCCCUGGACACAGCACUGGGCCACCUCGUCUUCUCCCUCAAGUAUGAUGUCAUUGGUGACCAGGAGCACCUGCGGCUGCUGCUCAGGACCAAGUGCCGAACCUACCACGAUGUCAUCCCCAUCUCCUGCCUGACCGAGUUCCCCAACAUCGUGCAGAUGGCCAAGCUGGCGUGCGAGGACGUGAACGUGGAUCGGUUCUAUCCCGUGUUGUACCCAAAGGCCUCCCGUCUCAUUGUCACCUUCGACGAGCAUGUCCUCAGCAAUCACUUCAAGUUCGGUGUCAUCUACCAGAAGUUGGGCCAGACGUCCGAGGAGGAGCUGUUCGGCACCACCGAGGAGAGCCCAGCCUUCAUGGAGUUCCUCGACUUCCUGGGCCAGAAAGUCCAGCUGCAGGAUUUCAAAGGGUUCCGGGGAGGGCUGGACGUGACCCAUGGCCAGACGGGAACAGAAUCCGUCUACUGCACCUUCCGCAGCAAGGAGAUCAUGUUCCAUGUGUCCACAAAGCUGCCCUACACCGAGGGCGACGCCCAGCAGUUGCAGAGGAAAAGGCACAUCGGGAACGACAUUGUGGCCAUCGUCUUCCAGGACGAGAACACACCCUUCGUGCCGGACAUGAUCGCCUCCAAUUUCCUGCACGCCUACAUUGUGGUGCAGGCGGAGAAGCCCUGCUCCGAGAGCACGCUCUACAAGGUCUCCGUCACGGCCCGGGACGAUGUGCCUUUCUUUGGCCCUCCACUGCCUGACCCAGCCGUUUUCAGAAAGGGCCUCGAGUUCCAGGAGUUUCUGCUGACCAAGCUGAUCAACGCCGAGUAUGCCUGCUACAAAGCCGAGAAGUUUGCCAAGCUGGAGGAGCGCACGCGGGCAGCUCUGCUGGAGACGCUGUACGAGGAGCUGCAUGUUAACAGCCAGUCCAUGAUGGGCCUGGGUGGGGAUGAGGACAAGCUGGAGAACGGCAGCGGGGGGAGCGGAGGUUUCUUCGAGUCCUUCAAGCGCGUGAUCCGCAGCCGCAGCCAGUCCAUGGAUGCCAUGGGCCUCAGCAGCAAGAAGCAGAACACGGUGUCCACCAGCCACAGCGGCAGCUUCGGCCACAACAACCCAGACAUGGCCAAAACCACAGGCAUAUCAUUGCUUGUCCCUGGAAAAGCGCCAAGUAGGUGCGGACGUCGCGGCAGCGCCAUAGGGAUAGGAACCAUAGAAGAGUCGCUGAUUGUUCCUGGGAAGAGCCCGACACGGAAGAAAUCCGGCCCCUUCAGCCCCCGGAGAAGCAGCGCCAUCGGCAUCGAGAACAUCCAGGAGGUGCAGGAGAAAAGGGAGAACCCAGCAGGUCCCCAGAAGACACCUGACAGCGGCCACGUGUCCCAGGAGCCCAAGUCGGAGAACUCGUCCAACCAGAGCUCUCCAGAGAUGCCCACCACGAAGAACAAGGGGGAGCCAGCGUUGCAGAGGCCCGAGGUGCUGCGGGAUUUCUCCUGCUCGUCAUCCAGCGCCAGCAGCUUCGGCAGCGUGGUGGAGGAGAACGAGGGUGCUGACGAUGACACGGGUGUGGAGAGCCAGGCCUCGGGGACGCCUCACAAGCGAGACUCCUUCAUCUACAGCACAUGGCUGGAUGACAGCCUCAGCACUGCCAGCGGCGGGAGCUCUCCAGGCCCCUCCCAGUCUCCUCAGCCAGAGCCCAGGAAACCUGGAGACGCUGCCUGUCCGGAGAUCAAAAUCCAGCUGGAGAGGUCUGAGCGGCACACGCCCCACCUGCCUGGAGAAGACGGGGAUUCUUACGGCCUGUGCCCAGCGCCCUUGCCCCACUCUCCUUCGCCUGCAGCACCCACACAAGAAGCACAAGCUGAAGGGCUUGAGGAGGGCCCCGACCUCUGUCACAGCUGAAGACGACUGGCCCAUCGCUGAAGCCAGCAGCCGAAGCCUAUGGCCUAAGAUGGCCAGGCCAGCUCCCUCCUUCCCUUCCCACAAUGCGGCCAGGCACUGGCUGCCUGAGAGCCGGCGC